AGUUAGCAUUCAGAGAUGAAGAAAGCUUUUAUUGAGCUGCUGCUGCCUCGAAUGGCCUCUCAGGAAGAGUUAAAAGCUGCCUACCGCCGGCUGUGUAUGCUGUACCACCCAGACAAGCACAGAGACCCAGAGCUGAAAUUGCAGGCUGAGCGGCUCUUUAACCUGGUUCACCAAGCUUAUGAAGUGCUUAGUGAUCCACAGACCAGGGCCAUCUAUGACAUAUAUGGAAGGAGAGGACUGGAGAUGGAAGGAUGGGAGGUUGUGGAAAGGAAGAGAACUCCAGCUGAAAUCAGAGAGGAAUUUGAGCGUUUGCAGAGAGAGAGGGAAGAGAGAAGACUGCAGCAGAGAACUAAUCCAAAGGGAACGAUUAGUGUUGGAAUAGAUGCUACUGACCUCUUUGAUCGUUAUGAUGAAGAAUAUGAAGAUGUGCAAGGGAGCAGCUUUCCCCAGAUUGAAAUAAAUAAAAUGCACAUAUCCCAGUCCAUUGAGGCACCACUGACUUCCACAGACACAGCAAUACUGUCUGGUAACCUUUCUACCCAGAAUGGGAAUGGAGGUGGAUCAAUUAAUCUUGCUUUCAGACGAGUGACAUCUGCCAAGGGAUGGGGAGAGUUGGAGUUUGGAGCAGGAGACCUUCAGGGGCCUCUCUUCGGUCUGAAGAUAUUCCGUAAUCUUACACCAAGAUGCUUCAUCACUACAAACUGUGCUCUGCAGUUUUCGUCCCGUGGGAUCCGCCCAGGUCUCACCACAGUUCUGGCCCGCAACCUCGACAAGAACACGAUGGGGUACCUACAGUGGCGGUGGGGCAUCCAGUCAGCCAUGAACACCAGCGUUGUCCGGGACACAAAAACCAGCCAUUUCACUGUGGCGCUGCAGCUGGGAAUCCCCCAUUCUUUCAUGAUGGUCAGUUAUCAGCAUAAGUUUCAGGAUGAGGAUCAGACACGGAUAAAAGGUUCUCUAAAGGCGGGGUUCUUUGGGACCAUUGUGGAGUAUGGAGCAGAAAGGAAGAUUUCCAGACACAGUAUUUUAGGAGCCACUGUCAGUGUUGGUGUUCCCCAAGGAGUGUCUCUGAAAAUCAAGUUGAACAGGGCUAGUCAGACCUACUUCUUCCCUGUCCAUCUGACAGAUCAGCUGCUUCCCAGUGCUGUAUUCUAUGCCACAGUGGGACCCCUAGUUAUCUACUUUGCCAUGCACAGGCUAAUCAUCAAACCCUACCUCAGGGCACAAAAGGAGAGAGAGCUGGAGAAGCAAAGGGAGAGUACUGCCAGUGACAUCCUUCAGAAAAAGCAAGAGGCAGAAGCUGCAGUUAGGUUGAUGCAAGAGUCUGUCCGGAGGAUAAUUGAAGCAGAGGAAGCCAGAAUGGGUCUGAUUGUAGUGAAUGCCUGGUAUGGGAAGUUUGUUAAUGACAACAGCAGGAAGAAUGAGAAGGUGAAAGUAAUAGAUGUGACUGUGCCCUUGCAGUGCUUAGUGAAGGACUCUAAGCUCAUCCUUACAGAGGCAUCCAAGGCUGGGUUGCCGGGUUUCUAUGACCCCUGUGUGGGUGAGGAGAAGAGUUUGAAAGUGCUUUAUCAGUUCCGGGGAGUUCUGCACCAAGUGAUGUCAGCUGACAACGAGGCCCUUAGGAUACCAAAGCAAUCUCACAGAAUCGAUGCAGAUGGCUAAUCUGAUGGGAGCGUGCACAUCUGUUACAGUACCUGGGUCAGUGGAGACAGCAAAACCUUCCCCCAGAUGCUACAAGCUUGAACAGAGACAUUUUUAUUUUUAUCUGUAUAGCAGGUGGUGGCCUACCAGUCAUGUUAGGAUCAAAAAUGAGAGAACCUGCUUCCUGAGGUGGCUUCAAAGCAAUACUUCUCAAUUGUGGCUCAGUAAUCAAUAAAGCAAUGUGACUCUGAACGUGCAGUACUUUCUGCUGAGGUUGUGUGAGCAGGCUCUGAGCACCAUCCAUCAUGCAGCCAAAUCUUUCCUGCAGCAAUUUGGCCCAGUCUGUUCGUGCAGCCUCGCAUAGCCUUCUGUACUCAGCAAGACAGAAGACCUGUUCCUACUACUGUGUGCUUACUGAGGUAGGUAACAUGCCUUUUUUCACACCUGAGUAAAAAUUCUUUGUUAAGGCCACCUCCUGGGAGUUCUCUGUGUAAAUCCUUUUGUUGGAAAGAGGGCAGAGAUUGUUUUCCAUCCUAAUUCUGUAUUUGAAAUGCACUUGUUAAGAACAAGUAUGUUUGGAACAGAGUUCUUUGCUUUUUGUAAUGACACAGACCUCUUCCACAUCAAUCCAUUCAGCUGCUCAUCUCAAACACUGCUCUACCAGACAAGGACACUGGGUGUAAUUAUCUUAUUAAUUCAUUUUCCUGUCAAGGUGUUCAGGAAACCAGGAAAGCAAAGCGGGGAGAAAGACAGCGAUUCAUCUUACUUCUAGGGGAAAAAGGAGCGUAGUUCAUAUGAAUAAACCAGACCAAAGGGAGGAGAGGUGCAAAAUGGGGUAAAGAGCUGAAAAUGUUCAAUUCAGCUGCCACUUCUGAUGCAGCAUCAGUUGUGACAUAAAUGUGUUGGAUUUGUCCUGCAUGAAAGCCGUGCUGUUAAUUUACCAGCAGAAAGGGCAGUCCUGUUCUAGUGCCACAGCAGGUGGAAGUGGCAGCCAUGUGGUAUUGCUGUGUAUGUCAGUGCUGCCAGAGUUUUGGUGGGAGUUUUGUGGUGGUUUUCUUACAGAGAAAAGGAAUAAUCAAGGCUGUUUCUGAGUCACAGCUCUGCUCUCAGUGAAUCCUAGGGCAGCCUCCACUGCUUACGUGGGAGAGACAGGAAACAAAGGAUCUUGGCUGUGCGCUGUUGCUAUUACCACGAAUCACUUCCUGACAUGUACCUGACCCCUUUUUCUUCUUGAGUGCCAUUCUCUCUGCUCGAGUCACGGUCUUAAAUGCCCUACUGCACGUAAUUUUAACAGGACAACUAAGUUUCUAAAACCAGACUCAAUUGAGCUAGGCUGCAAGGAACUUCUCCCUCCAGCACAAGUUCAUACAACUACGUGUUCACUUUUAAAAGUAAAACAAGGCUCUUCAAUUGCGACCAGUUCCUGGUGUAGGACUUUAUUUCACAGAUGACCAAUGUUCUGUUUUUUCUGAUACUAAAUGUAAAAUGUGCAAUAAAUUAUAUUCAGCUGA
Molecule: messenger RNA, 3152 nt
Organism: Meleagris gallopavo (turkey)
Lineage: Eukaryota; Metazoa; Chordata; Aves; Galliformes; Phasianidae
Source: RefSeq, a predicted model, not a curated record